AGAGGGGAGAGAGGGGGCAAUCUGUACCACAGAGGAUAACGACAUACUUUAAUCCCGGAUGUUGCAAGAUUCAGGUUAAUUGGGCUUAUUACUUCUCCAAGAGUGCCGUAAUGGAAUAUAAAAAGACGUUUUCUAAAUGCCGUGGUGUCGACCCUCCUCCGUUCCCGUGGGCAAAGUCUGGUGUCGAUUCAAAGGACGAGAUAAAAAUGGUCAACCUGGUAAGAUGUAUCAAAUAAGAGACAUGGAGCCAUCAGAUAGAAAGCGUUGCUUGGAUAUGAUGGAGGAAACAUUCCUGAAUGACGAACCGCUCUGUCAAAUUCUAGAUAUUAAAUCAGACGUAGAAUCAGUGACAACGAUCAGGAACAACUGGGAGAGUUACGCUGACCAAGGGAUAUGCAUUGCUUGCUACACGGAGAAAGAUGGCAUGCCUGAUGAGUUGGUUGGCUUUAACAUCCUAGUUGUUAAGACUACAGACGAUAAUGAAGAGGAUAUAAACAAUGUCGCAGGCGAGUCGUGGAGGAAACUUUUAAAGACCCUAGUGAGAGCGGAAAAUUUGGUGGAUGUCUUUGAAUAUUACGGCGUGGAUAAGUACUUGACGUCGAGUGGACUAACUGUACUGCCUGAGCAUAGGGGACAGAACAUUGGCGCGAAAAUCAUUGCGGCAAGGGAAGCAAUCUGCAAUACAUUCGGUAUAAAAGCCGCGGCAACGGUAUUCACGGCUAGGAGCUCGCAGGUGCUAGCCGCUAAAUGCGGGUACCAACAGCUAGCAGUACUACCUUACGAGCGUAUGUUAGAAGAAGGAAUUGACCUUACUGGCUGCGACACACUAACUGCUAUCCUUAUGGGUAGAACAUACUAGUUGCAAAUAUUUAUGAUAAAUGUCGAAGUCGCAUAAGGGAUGUAUUACUGUAGGUGUAUACAGGAUGAUUCUUAAUGGAUAGUUUAUAAUCUUUCUAUUAAUUAAUUAAGAAUCAUCCUGUAUAAAUGAAGGUUACUGCCGUAAUAUGCUGUCCCUGUUUUAUUCAAAGAGUCUGAAAGGGAUAACAAUAUUUCGACAAUAGAAAAUAAAAACUCAAAAUGUAUCAAAUCUUAAUUUAUUAUCAAAUAACGCAUAGUCAUUACACUAUAAAUGCAGUACUUUUAGUCAAUAUAAAAACCGUUCAGCUUAUUUCAUUCAGCCAUAUCUAUAUAUAAAUGUUCAAAAACACUUCAAACUUAUUAUUAUUUAUUUCUAAUUAAAGUUUUUCUUUUUUUUUCAAUCCAAAUUUAACUGUGAUAUAAUCUAUAUGUGAAUUUAUAACGAAUGGUAUAAUCAUAAGUGUUGCAAUAUUAAAACACAUAAAAACAUGUAGUACUACUUUUUUGAUUAAUAUUUAAGCUACUAAACAUGGCUAUGUUAACUGAAAUAAAAAUUAAAGGUGAGAUAUCACGGGGCGCGGAAAUUGCUGUCAUAUACCAGUAAGCAGUUGCCACCAACUUCUAUAUCGCAUAGGGUUGCCAGGACGCCAAAACUAAUAGCCGGACAGACCAGCCAGUGUCCGGACAUUUGGGUAGAAAGGACACCCUAUAUUAUUGAGGAUUUUGUCUGUCUGCAUUAUCGUCUUCUCUCAGCCACUCUCGUGCCGGACAACCUGGACACUGUUAGUUUAGCCCGGAUACGCAAUUAAUUAGCGGGCAACGAUACUUUUGCAUCUCGCGAAACGCAUCUUUAAUAUGUUCUGAUUAAUAAUUACAGUUUUUUAUACUUUUUAAUUUGCAAUGUCAAUGGACUGGCAAUAUAAUACAUAAACGAUUUAUAUAG
This is a messenger RNA of Papilio xuthus (Asian swallowtail), 1801 nucleotides long. RefSeq names its product Agmatine N-acetyltransferase (gene AgmNAT). The transcript has 6 exons. Lineage: Eukaryota; Metazoa; Arthropoda; Insecta; Lepidoptera; Papilionidae. The record is from RefSeq and is a predicted model, not a curated record. The coding region runs from base 137 to 859 and encodes 240 amino acids. Gene Ontology annotation, molecular function: N-acetyltransferase activity.